Messenger RNA from Prorocentrum cordatum, 1304 nucleotides. The record is from the annotation of a GenBank genome assembly. Lineage: Eukaryota; Dinophyceae; Prorocentrales; Prorocentraceae.
GGUGCUCGAGCAGAAGGAGGCUGCCCUCUCCCGUGCCUCGGCUGCGGUCGUCGCGGCGGAGCGGGCGCUGGCCGACGCUCAGCAGGCGGCGCAGGCGGCGGCGGCUGAGCAGCAGCGCGCAAAGGCGGCCCACGAUGCGGCUGUGGAGCGCGUCGCUGCGAAGGCCAACGUCAAGAGCGUCCCUGAGGGCUACACGUCUGACGGCAAGAGGGUGGCCUUCGCGGUGGAUGACCAGCUGUUCGCCGACAUCGGCGAGUCCGACGCCGAGCAGCAGACGCAGCUCAAGGACUUCGAGGCCCAGAUCAAGGAAAAGCGUGACCAGGGCUCGGCGCUGCAGGCGGAGGUCCACGCGCACUGCGAGCGCGUGCGGGUCCUCCGCAGCUCCCGCCCCAAGCGCCAGCGCGUCCACGAGGACGGCGCGGCGGCCCCCACCCACGCCGAGGGCGCCUCGCAGCCACCGCAGGCUGCCGAGGGGCAGGCCGCCCUCGACGAGGCUGCCAAGGCUGCCUACGAGGAGGCAGUCGCCAGGGCGAGGGCCGACGCCGUCGCGAAGGCCCCGGGGCGGCGGCACAGCAUCUCUGAAUGGGGCCCUGUGGCCCGUGGUUCCAUGCGGGGGCGAGCCUCCAUGCACGACACCGUCACGCUCACCGGGACGCAUGUUUGGGGGGAGAAGCUGGACAAAGCCAAGCGCGACCUGGGCGAGGACGGGUGGGAAGUGAUAGCCACCCCUGCAGUGCCCAUUGGCCGCUCUUCUGCGGGCAACACUGGCGGCGAGUGGGCGAUGGCGAAGAAGACGUUGUCCACCACCUCUUUCGCGUCCCUGCGCACCGCCGAGCUGAAGCGCACGGGCAAGGGCCCCAUCGCGUCGACGAUUGACACUCUGCUCGACGUCGGCUGGGACCCGCGUAGCCCCAUGGAGUGGAUUUCGGACCAGGAUGUGCUCUGGCGCAUACCUUCGAUCGUGGAUGACGAGUUCGACUCUCUCCACGGCGACUUCACCGACAUCUUAGACGACAGCGAGGACUCCGUGGACCGCCAGCUCUGGGCCACUGCCUCGUUGCAUGAUGCUGGUCCUGACCUCCGCGACGGCGCCGAUAUGUACCAGGUCUGCCGCGAGUUCCGCAGGCUUGAGCCCGACGGCGGCCUCGACCACUGGGCCCUGAACGCCGUGGUCGUUGCUGGUGGGCAGUGGCCCCGUGAGCGCCAGCGCGCCGCGGGCUACGUCCUCUCACCCACGUGUCAGCGCUGUCUCAAGGAGCCCGAGGAAUCUGUCCAUCGGGUUUGGAGCUGUGAGGCCAACAGAG